AUGCAGAGCGCUGUGGAUUCAGCUGUGGUUACUAGGGAUGCAGCACUGGCAGCGUGCGGGUAUGAGAUGAUGCAGAGCAAAGGCACGAGCGGUAAGGCGGCAGAGAGGAGGCAGAGCAUCACAGAUGCAGGACUUCUUGGGAAAGAAAUUGAAAGCAGAAACCGCUCGGGUUCCUCUGCGAUUGGAGCAUUUAAAUCUCAUUUUUGGGGGUUGGUGGUGGGGUACCUCGUAGAUGGCUCCCACAUCACCAACACCGUGUGUGGAAACGCCGGCGUGCAUGUAACUGUCCUCUCUCUUCUUCAGGACAGAGUCAUCAAUCUAGUUGUUGGCGGCUUAACAUCCUUGCUGCUUGUAGUCACUCUAAUCAGUGCUUUUGUCUUCCCGCAACUACCUCCAAAACCUGUGAAUAUAUUUUUUGCUUUCUGCAUCUCCUUGUGUUGCAUUUCUGCUGGCAUACUUAUCUACUGGUAUCGACAAGGAGACCUGGAACCUAAAUUUAGGAACCUAAUUUACUAUAUUUUAUUUUCUAUCGUCAUGUUAUGUAUAUGUGCCAACCUGUACUUCCAUGAAGUGGGUAAAUGAUGGAUGUUGGGGAUACCCAGCAAUGAUGCUACUGUGUCAGACUGCUUUCAGCUCAGCCUGAGAUAUUUAAGUGAGGACAAUCAGCCUGAGAGGAAAGAAGUGGGUUGUGCAGGGAUAAAUCAGUACAUGAUUUUCAUGUAAAUGUAUAUGUAAUGUCCCUCUUGUUGGGGAGAAUUAUUGCCAUAAGACAUGACAUUCUGCUUUUUUUUGAAGAGCUACUGUUGCACUUACUUACUUAAUGAACAUUCCAGUUGUACUGAUGUUUCAGAAUGGCACAAGCUUUUUCAUUUUGGAAAAAACUGCAUUUUUUUAUUACUGUACAAAUAAACUGCAGCAUUGCAAAGACUUGUAGCAGUAUAAAUAAAUGGCAUCUUAC
Balearica regulorum gibbericeps (East African grey crowned-crane) is the source of this 958-nucleotide messenger RNA. NCBI's taxonomy places the organism in Eukaryota, Metazoa, Chordata, Aves, Gruiformes, Gruidae. The record is from RefSeq and is a predicted model, not a curated record.